AUGGAGGAAGACGGUAUUUUGGAGGAGAUAACCCCAACUUCAUACAAGUACUUCCAUAACACACACUUCAACCCCCUCUUCUUAGUGCCCAAACCGGGGAACGUCACUGAGGAACCCCUCACCAAGGAGAAUGUUGCCGACCGUUAUCGCAUGGUGGUUGAUUCUCGCAAUGCCAAUGUUGCAACGGCUCCUCUGGAAGGAGACUGGAAACAAUACCUCUCUUCUGUCGAUGAUGUCCUUCGGAGUAUCCCGUGGUCCAAAGACGGUCGCGUGACUAACCGCGAGAAGCCGUCUCGGUUCUUUGCCACUGUGGACGUCAAGGCGGCAUACUGGAGAAUGCACUAUGACGAAGAUUCUUUACCACUCUUCGGUGCAGCUAUUCAGCUUCCAGACCACCGUACAGGCGAGAUGAAGACUCGUUACUUUCUUCAUAAGGCUCUUAUCAUGGGAUGGGUCCACUCUGCUGCAUGGUGGAGUUAUGGGUUGGCUUUGGCACUACGAACCGGUCUGCCCGAGUACACCCUGAACGACGAGGCGAUAAUAACCUACCUCGACGAUGUUCUCAUCCAUCACCAUGAAGAAGCCGCUUGUCGAUGGCUUUACAAUGUGGUCAUCGAUAUCCUGGAAUAUGUUCGUUGUGAGGUGCCUGUCCGUAAACGACAACCACCAUCACCUACUGUAGACUUUCUGAAGCUCAAGCUAUGCCCUUUGGGAUGGUCCCUUAGUGAGAAGACACAGCAGGAGCUCUACCAAGUCGUGGAACAUCCUCCUACCACGGUCGGAGGUCUACGAUCACGUCUAGGUCUACUAAAUUACGGCAAAUCAGCAUUUAUAACUAACCGUGCUGAGGAUUGUCUAUCAUCUCUGCUCGAACCGUUCACUACCUUAUGCGGUUUACACUCCACUUCUCGUCGGUCGACUCGGAUUAACCUCACUGAUGAGCAGAAGGAGCAGUGGCUAAGUCUGUCACGUUUCAUUCAUAAGCAGUUAGUGUCUUGGCACCGUAUCGGAGAAAUUCUAGGACCCGAUUUGGUCUGGGUGCUAGUGGCUGAUACGAGUCCGGUGAGUACCAACGCCUCUUUGUGGAGAAUCCCUAGGAGUGCGAUCGACGACCUGAAGUCCAAUGGAGAUGAAACCUUUAGACGUCACGGCCGACUCGUGUGGAGUAACUCACACAAGCUCACACCUGCUGAAAGAAACUGGGUAAACUAUGAUAGAGAGUUGUUCGGAGUGUUUCGUGGUCUCUAUUAUGCUAAGCCUAUAAUAGUGUCAUCGUUUUCUCCUACCAGUGGCAACCCCCAUGUCGUGGUACUGUCGGAUAAUACCGCAGCGCUGGGAAGAGUGGCACGACGACCAUUACCUGAAGACGCGCCUCCGACACAACGCAGUAGAUGGCUUAACUGGUAUAACCUUACCGCCGAGUAUAGCGCUAUUCCUGUCGAGUAUCUCCAUAUCCCUGGUAAGAAAAACUUCUGA
Molecule: messenger RNA, 1476 nt
Organism: Perkinsus marinus ATCC 50983
Lineage: Eukaryota; Perkinsozoa; Perkinsida; Perkinsidae
Exons: 1
Coding region: 1-1476 (491 amino acids)
Source: RefSeq, a predicted model, not a curated record